AUUGCAAUUCCACGCUUCAUCACAUCAGGCCUGCAACGGGUUUUUGUUUGGGACUAUAUUUAGUUAAUCAUUGCCGGCUUAGGUGGACAUUGAAGUGUGGGCCCACAUUUAUUAAUAUAGGGUUUGUGAAACUAAAGACUGAAAUAUUUGCAUUUUGUGAAUCUAUAAUUGUUUAAUAUAUGUUCAAAAGUUCAAAUCUCAUAAAGGUGUGUGUGUGUUUGAUUUUUAUAUGAUAGUAUGUGAAGUUUAUUAUCCUUAAUCAGUGCUACAUAAAAGUACUGGAAUGUUGUUACUUUAAGGUGAGUGAAACUCAACAUAGGUUUUAAACACGAGAGUGUAUUAAGUUAUUAUUCCUAAGUUACUGGGUUUAACGAACUCAGGGGCCCGUACCUACUUUAGAACGGUAUAACUGGGCUACAUAAAAUGGAGGCACCGCUGGGAUCAUUUGUUUGAGUUUCUAGAUAUAUUAGUUCAAAGUACUUUUCUGAUUGUUAUUGUUAAUAGACAAGUAAGAGAAAAUGCAGCAAACUGAGGUUAUCGUAAAUAAGCUUAAGAGCUGGUGCCAAGGGGAAGGCAUAAAUGAGAGCCAUGCAUUGUUGACAAAAGUUCCCCAAAAUACAGAAGUUGCACAAAUAGAAGAGACAUUGCAGACUAUAAAGUGUCUUGGGCGUGUCCGUGUAAGGGGAAGAAUGUUGGACGAAUCAACAGAUCAAAUAUUAGGGCUUUGUGAGUGCAGGGAGAAACUUAAUUCAGACAUGCCAAAUGAGGUGUUGACUUUAGAUGAGUCUACAGUAUGGCCUAUAUUCAUUACUGCAGAAUCUUCAAGUGCAGAUGAAGAUUUUAGUGUCAAACUAAAUACUCUUUUACAAGCAGAAGGGAAGACUGCAAAGGAUGUGCAUGCUCUUCUAGCUGGGUCAGAACCCGUUCCCUCACCCACAGAGUCCCUCAUUCGUGCUGUGAGUGAUCUACUGGACAAAGCAGCUAAACCUGCAACAGAGACUGGAGGAUUUCGCCGCCUGCGCACUUUCUCCGGCAUAGUGCCUACUCCUGCAGGUGAGGAACAAUUUGAUCAUUGGCUGGAGCAAGCUUACAUGAUGGUGGAAGUGAGUGAAUGUUCGCCAAAAGAAAAACGACGAAGGAUAAUGGAGAGCCUAAAGGGUCCUGCAUUAGAAGUCAUCAAAGCAGUUUGCCUUUCUGAUCCAGAUGUCAGUCCUGAGGAGUGUCUAGAAGCUCUUGAUAGUGCAUUCGGGAUGGCAGAGUCAGGAGAUGAUUUAUACUUUGCUUUUAGACUGAUGCAGCAACAGUCUGGGGAGAAGUUGUCAGAUUUCCUCCGAAGACUAGAGCGCUGUUUGUCGAAAGUAGUUCAAAGAGAUGGCCUUCCUGCCUCAAACAUGAACAAAGCUCGGAUUGAACAACUGCUUAAAGGCGCAGUGGGCUCAGACCUAAUGCUAAUUCAGCUCAGGUUGAGAGAGAGAAAAGAGAACCCUCCAACUUUUCUUGAGCUAUUGCGUGAAAUUCGUGCUGAAGAGGAGUAUGAAGCAUCUAGAGCUAAGUUAAAUCCAUCAGUACGUGCAGUCCAACCCAAACCUCAGGUGGACCAUAAUCAUUCUGAAAUUCAGAGUCUGAGGGCUGAGAUAAAAGAAGUAAAGUCAAUGUUCACUGCACUUUCUUCACAACCCCCCCAAGAUACUACAGAAAAGCAUGACAAAGGUUCAACUGACAGAGAGAGAGACUUAAAGAGCCAAGUCUGGACGCUGAAGUUGUGGCUUUAAAGAAACAAGUUUCACAUGAGGAGUCAACUGAGUCAUCAGACUUUGAGUGGGAGUUACCACACCGACCAUACCGAACUUAUCUGGAGGGAAUACUCCAAAAACACAACAAUAGACGUGAACACAAAGGGCCUAAGGUUCAUAUUGCAAGAGACGAGGAACCCUCACAAGAAGCAGACCAUAUUGUGGAGACGUUAAACCAUGAUGACACAGCAUCAGAGUCAGAACAUGAACCUGUAUCUAGUGAAGAUGACAGGCCAUGUCCAAGUAGUUCUAACAGCAGAAUGAGUCAUGCACAUUCAAGACCAAAACGUACCAUUAAACCAGUAGUGAGACUUACUUAUGAUGAACCUGGUAAAGCUAGUGAUCAACCCCUCACUAUUGUUCAUAGAGGUGUUGUCAUUAAAAUACAGAGCUAAAAUGUUGACUACAACCACCCUUCCCAAUUUUGAGUUAAGCAGGUGUUCAUAAAGUCUGUUGAGGACACCAGACGUUUAGAGGGGGGAGGGUGUAACCCAGUCCAAAAUAAAGGUAUUUUGUAUUGAGUUAAGUUCAUGGAAGGUGUAAUAAUUUAAAAUGUAUUAAACAUGUUUGCUUAAA
This is a messenger RNA of Poecilia latipinna (sailfin molly), 2369 nucleotides long. Its product is annotated as paraneoplastic antigen Ma1 homolog. The transcript has 2 exons. The record is from RefSeq and is a predicted model, not a curated record. The coding region runs from base 519 to 1772 and encodes 417 amino acids. Lineage: Eukaryota; Metazoa; Chordata; Actinopteri; Cyprinodontiformes; Poeciliidae.